Biomphalaria glabrata is the source of this 4476-nucleotide messenger RNA. RefSeq names its product zinc finger protein 708-like. The record is from RefSeq and is a predicted model, not a curated record. Gene Ontology annotation, biological process: regulation of transcription by RNA polymerase II. Gene Ontology annotation, cellular component: nucleus. NCBI's taxonomy places the organism in Eukaryota, Metazoa, Mollusca, Gastropoda, Planorbidae. Bases 441 to 2381 code for a protein of 646 amino acids. Gene Ontology annotation, molecular function: RNA polymerase II transcription regulatory region sequence-specific DNA binding; DNA-binding transcription factor activity, RNA polymerase II-specific. The transcript is spliced from 4 exons.
CGUGGAGGCGACCGAAAUUAGCUUUAUCACACAUCCGGUAGCACAAAAGUGGCGGUGUUACAAAAAUUCUCUAUAAAUAUAAUUAAGUGUAUCUAGAUUUUAAUUGUAUCAGAUCAUUACUAGUUUGUGGUGAAAUUGGUCAGUUUGGAUUAGUCAUCAUCAAAUACUAUGUCACAUGUGUAUUAAUACUAGAUCUAGAUAAUUAUAAUAAUUAUUAUUAUCUAGAUCUAUAGGCUAGGUCUAGGUGUCUUAGUACUCUUAGUGUCUAGAAUUCUAGUCUACACUACACUACAGUCAGUGUACAGAAUUGCCACUGUUGUAAUUGUACAGCCACACAAUUAUAAUGAUGCUAUGACAAAAUUGGAUUUAUAAGCUGACAAAUUUCAUUCAAAAAUUGUUAAAAAGUUUAAGCAUAUAUAUUGCUUUUAGAAACUCUUAUCAUGGAUGACAUGAGGCAUGACUUUACUAAUGAACUUAAAACUAUCCUAAAAAGUGAGGAGAUAGAUUGGUCUUUGGAAUCAGAGAUGGCAGACAACAGUUCCAUGUAUGAAACUUCUAAAUUAAGUUUAGAAGAACAGACACAGAAAUCUGAAGAACAAAUGCAUUCAAUGCCAAUGAUAGAUGAGUUAAAACAAGAAUUUACCAAUGAUCUAUGCAAUGUUAUGAAAAAGGAGAAGACAGAAUUGUCUUUCCUUCCAGAGACAUCAGAAUUCAGCUUCAUUGGUCAAACCUGGGAAUCAAUUUUAUCAGAGCAAAAAAUAAAUCCAAAUCAAGAUAUGGCUUCAAACAUAGAUAAACCUAGAAACUCUCCUAACAAAGAUGUGCGUGCUGGAAACAUUAAAGAUGAAGAACAAUAUAGUUCAAACGAAAAUAGAACUCUCCAGCUGGUUUCUGCUGAAAAACCAUUCUCUACUUCAUCAAUCUCUAAGAACCAUGAAUUAAUGCAUUGCUUUAGAAAAACAUUUAAGUGUGACUUAUGUCAAAAACAAAUGUUUCAUAAAAAUAGUUUAAAAGUUCACCUGGCACUUCAUUGUGGAAUCAAACAAUUCAAAUGUCAAAUUUGUCUAAAAGAAUACACUUGCUCCUCAAGUUUAAAAGUGCAUCAGAUGAUUCAUAGUGGUAAAAAGCCAUUUAAAUGUCAAAUUUGUAAAAAAGAAUACACUUGCUCCUCAAGUUUAAAAAUGCAUGAGAUGAUUCAUUCUGGUAAAGAGCCAUUUAAAUGUCAAAUUUGUCAAAAAGAAUUCAAUCACUACAAAAAUAUAAAAAAGCAUGAGAUGAUCCAUAGUCUUAAAAAGCAGUUUAAAUGUCAUAUUUGUAAAAAAGAAUUUACCCAUUCCUCUAGUUUAAAGGAGCAUGAAAAUAUUCAUUCUGGCAAAAUGCCUUUUAAAUGUCAAAUAUGUCUAAAAGAAUUCUCUGCCUCCUCAAGUUUAAGAAUACAUGAGAUGAUUCAUUCUGGUAAAAAUCCAUUUCAGUGUCAUAUUUGUAAAAAAGAAUUUACCAGAUCCGAUAAUUUAAAGCAGCAUGAAAAAAUUCAUUCUGGUAAAAAGCCAUUUAAAUGUCAAAUUUGUAAAAAAGAAUUUCAGCGAUCCUCUCAUUUAAAGCAGCAUGAAAAUAUUCAUUCUGGCAAAAUGCCAUUUAAAUGUCAAAUUUGUCUAAAAGAAUUCUCUGCCUCCUCAAGUUUAAGAAUACAUGAGAUGAUUCAUUCUGGUAAAAAGCCAUUUAAAUGUCAAAUUUGUAAAAAAGAAUUUACCCAAUCCUAUAAUUUAAAGCAGCAUGAAAAUCUUCAUUCUGGUAAAAAGCCAUUUAAAUGUCAAAUUUGUAAAAAAGAAUUUACCCAUUCCUCUACUUUUAAGCAGCAUGAAAAUCUUCAUUCUGGUAAAAUGCCAUUGAAAUGUCAUAUUUGUAAAAAAGAAUUUACCCAUUCCUCUAGUUUAAAGGUGCAUGAAAAUAUUCAUUCUGAAAAAAAGCCAUUUAAAUGUCAAAUUUGUCUAAAAGAAUUCUCAGCCCCCUCUACUUUUAAAAGACAUGAGUUGAUUCAUUCUAGUAACAAGCCAUAUAAAUGUCAAAUUUGUCUAAAAGAAUAUACUUGCUCCACAAAUUUAAAAAUGCAUGAGAUGAUCCAUAGUGGUAAAAAACCAUUUAAAUGUCAAAUUUGUAAAAAAGAAUUUACCCAAUCCUCUAAUUUAAAGGUGCAUGAAUAUAUUCAUUCUGAUAAAAAGCAAUUUAAAUGUCAAAUUUGUCUAAAAGAAUUCUCUACUUCCUCAAAUUUAAAAAACCAUGAGAUGAUUCAUAGUGGUAAAAACCUAUUUCAAUGUCAAACUUGUCUUAAAGAAUUCACUAAAUAUUAUUUAAAAAAGCAUGAGAUGAAUCAUAAGUUGUAAGAAAGCCAUUUAAAUGUCAAAUUUGUAAAAAAGAAUUUAGCCCAAUCCUCUAAUUUAAAGGAGCAUGAAAUUAUUUAUUCUGGUAAAAAGCCAUUUUAAUGUCAAAUUUGUCAAAACAAAUUCACUACAUCAUCAGCUUUAAAACAUCGUGAGAUGAUCCAUACUUGUAAAAAGCUAUUUCAUUAUCAAAUUUUGAAAAGUAAAAGCGGUUGGUAUUUGUGCCUGUCGCAUGACAACCUCAUUAACUGUGGGCCACAGAAACAGAUGCCUUUAACAUCAUCUGCUCUAUAGAUCAUAAAUUCUGACAGGGGAACUAACAAUGGACUAUUUCAAUGCUUAAUUAGUCUAACAGAAUUCACUCAUUCCUCAAAAUUAAAACAGUACAAGAUAUUUCAUUCAUUCUGGUGAAAAGCCAUUUGAAAGUAAAAUGUAAAAACAAAAUCAGUUUUUAAACAGCACCAGAUGAUUCAUUCUGAUAAAAUGUCAUUAUUGAAUUUGUGAAAAAAAAUCAUACAGUUCUCUAAUUUAAGAAAACAUGAGGCUUCAUUUUGGUAAAAAGCAAGUUACAUGAAAUUUUUCUCAAAAGAAACUCAUUCCUCAUUUUUUAAACAGCAUCAGAGGAUUUGAAUAUUUACUCUCAUAAAAUGGCCAUUCUUUAGCAGAUAAGGCGUUUUGUGUACUUAACUUUGCAAAUACAAUUCUCAUUGUCACAGGGCAGAAACAUUUUCAGUGUGGGCAGGUUAAAGACAAAGUUUUUAUUGUCAGUUAAUAUCAAUAGCGUGAAAGAUUGAGCAACAGCUGCUAACAACACAUAGGAAGGGGACAUCCUGGAGUGCUUUUGGGAGGAAUUUUCAUAUCAGCAUGAUGCUGUCCUGGUGGUGGUGGUGGUCACAUUGAGCAGCUUGGACUAAAAACUUAAAGUUAUUUGUAUCCUAUUAGGCAUAAUUUUUUUUAUUGUUAAAUAUAGCACAAUGGUUUUGGCAUAUUUCUUUUUGAAGCAUCAUGUGUGUAUAUAUACAGUUAAGGUGCGUUGCAUUUAUGUACACCUUAACUGAUAUUUAUUCAGAUUCAUCCAGAAUGGACUAUUCCAAAUGUCUCUAACAUUAUUAUUAUUAUUUUUCUGAUAGAACUAGUGAUUCUAACACUGAGGAUACCAUACCAAACGUAUGCUUAUAGCUCAAAUAUUCAGAAAGCUUCACAUUUGUUCAAUUUUUUUUCUAGUUUUUUUUCUUUUUUUUUUUUUUGGCCUUCAGAGUCCAAUGUUUUUGAAGGCCAUUCAAGAAUAACUAUUAGACUCCCAAAGAUGAAAGAUACCGGUACUUGUUGUUUAGACUAAGACUUAGGUCCUCCUGGGCCUUUUGUCACAUCGGGCGGUUAGCUUUAUCCACAAAGACCUGUCACUGGCAACUUGAAGUUUAAGUUGUCAUAAAAUGUUUUCAUUUUAUUUACUUGCUCUGAAUAUGCAUUUGAUAAUUUUUAGCAUAUUUAAAAAAAAAACAACCUAAAAGCUUUUUGCAUGUAGUGUUUGUCUAAAUGUGGGGUAUUUAUAUAUGUACAAGAAUAAGUCUUGAUAAAUAAUACUUUAUUUCAAUAUUUUGUAUAUAUAAAUAACAUGUCAUGGUUUACUGUAACACAAAAAUAAUAAGGCUUGUCUUCGGGUCCAAAGAUUAAAGAGGAAUACAGUAUUUCCUGUGGCUAUGCUGUCCCAGCUGUGACCUACAUAUUAUGCCAUUAAUGAUUUAGAAAAAUGAAACGAAUGUGUCAAUAAUUACACAUUUUAUACCCGUAUCAUGUUUUAGAGAACUUUCUGCUCUUCCAUUAGAAUAUUAAAGGACAUAUUGGUUCACAAUAACAUGUAUUACAAACUAAUGUUAGUGAAAAAGACAAUCAAUUUAUAGACUUACUUAAAUAAUUUUAGGCAUAAUGACAUACAUAGCCAGUUAUCUCAAUACUGUUCAAUGAUUUAUUUUGAAUAUUGAGACUUUAUUUUAUGCUAAUUUAAUAAACUGAAAAUCAGAACUCUAUAUGAGCAGGACAAUGUUUAAAUCAGGCUUCUGUAUAAUAUUCACAAUGAAAUAAAUUCUUUUAAAAUGAA